ACCGCAGCAUCCUCUUCGCUGGAGGCGGAAGUGCCGUGUGGGGAGGUUGUGAGUGUUUCCGGUGUGGAAGGUCAGCGGUCUACACGCUUUGUGCUGCAGUCUGAACGAUGGCAGAACAACUACAAGAAAAGUUACAGGCUGAGGUCACAAAAUACCAGCAGCUACAAAAAGAUAUCAGUAGCAGUAUGGCAACCAGGCAGAAGCUGGAAGCACAACUUACUGAGAACAAUAUUGUGAAUGAGGAGCUGGCUCUGUUGGAUGACAGUAAUACCAUCUAUAAACUUAUUGGACCAGUAUUGGUUAAGCAGGAUCGGGAAGAAGCAAAAUCCACUGUGACUAAGAGACUGCAGUAUAUAAAUGGAGAGAUAAAGAGACACGAGACUCUAAUGAAGGACAUGGAGCAGCGCUCAGAGCAGCACAGAGCUACUCUUACUAAGCUUCAGCAGGAAUACCAACGAGCGCAAGGCAAGGCCCCUGUAAAAGCUUGAGGAACCACAAUUAACCAAGCCCCACUUUCUGUCAGACCUAUUGUGUCCUGGAGGAGACAGGCCUUGCUAUUAAACUUUAAUUAUCUUCAUCAAGGAGCACUGGACCUGUCCUUUAUAAAACCAACUGGGAGCCAUUUUGCCCCAUUGUCAGGGCAGAGACUGGGUGCAGUUAUUGUAGAUAAAUGUACCAGAAUGGAAAAACCCAAUAAAAUGGCCACUCCAGCUUUGUGUCUACA
Molecule: messenger RNA, 724 nt
Organism: Pelobates fuscus (common spadefoot toad)
Lineage: Eukaryota; Metazoa; Chordata; Amphibia; Anura; Pelobatidae
Gene: PFDN6
Product: prefoldin subunit 6
Exons: 5
Coding region: 108-488 (126 amino acids)
Biological process (GO): protein folding; chaperone-mediated protein complex assembly
Cellular component (GO): prefoldin complex; cytoplasm
Molecular function (GO): protein-folding chaperone binding
Source: RefSeq, a predicted model, not a curated record